AUGUCGGCAGGCAAUGUACAGCGUGUUCCGCCCACCUUGCUGUUACAGGAGGAGCUCAAGCUUUUAGACGGUUUGUUUGAAGGACGAAUGCGUUACCGGGUCUAUCGCCACCAUUUGUUUUUUCGUGAGGCUGAUAUAUUGCGUAGAGCAUUGCGCAAAGAAUUGCCACAUUUGGCUGAACCUGCUGUUGGGCAACGUGAAUGUCUAUUACGACGGCUUCUUUUCUUGACAGUGCGAUGCGCGGAGACUGCGGUACUUGAGAUGAGUGCCUCCCGCGUGGAUACAAUUUCCCUUGCUGCACUUCUUUUGGCAGUUUCUUCACGAAUUGGAUGUGUGCUUGGGGCUCUUUCACGGCACACACGGAAUGAGUUUGCUGAAAUAGCUGUGGAGAACACAAAGUUCUUCAUUGCACAGAAGAAACGAUGUCGUCAGAAGCGUACGCGUUCAACUGGCAACACAAUUUUAUUGCGACAUCCAACCAUCGGAAGUGUACUCGAAGUGGCAGCAGCAGCAACAGCAACAUCUGAUGUUGAUAAUGAUAUCUGA
Trypanosoma theileri is the source of this 546-nucleotide messenger RNA. RefSeq lists its product as uncharacterized. The transcript has a single exon. NCBI's taxonomy places the organism in Eukaryota, Euglenozoa, Kinetoplastea, Trypanosomatida, Trypanosomatidae. The record is from RefSeq and is a predicted model, not a curated record. Bases 1 to 546 code for a protein of 181 amino acids.